UCUGCUGCACUUGGUGCUCUACGCCGAAGCCGAGGACUGAAGACUCCUUUUUUUUUUUUUUUUGUUUUUUUUUUUUUGUUUUUUGGAAGGGGGAUUGCCUGAAGAGUUUGUUCCAGUCCAAACCCCUGCGCCGCUGUUGGAUUUUACUCUCUGAUCUGCAGCUGGUAAAUCAUCAGCCAGCACUGACAUGGCCAAAACCAAGAUGGACAGCAUGGGGCGGAGCUGGAUGGUGGCACUCAUACUGAUGUGUAACCUAACAAAGCUUUUUGUGAGGGCAACGCUGGAGGUCAACGAAACCCAGCAGCAGCAUCAAACCAAUGUGUACCAUGACGUGGGCGUGACCAGGAACAAGAUAGUCACUGCACAGUUUGAGUGCUAUCAAAAAAUAAUGAAGGAUAAUAUCCACAACAGAGAAGAGCCCAUGUGUAAUAGCACUUGGGAUGGCUGGCUGUGUUGGGACGACACUAAGGCAGGAGUUGUCUCAGAGCAGCACUGUCCGGACUACUUCCAUGAUUUUGAUCCUUCAGAGAUGGUUACAAAGAUUUGCACUGACAGUGGUCAAUGGUUCCUGCAUCCUGAGAGCAACCGGACAUGGACCAACUACACCCGCUGCAAUGAACACACCAGUGAAAGCAGAGUGACUGCAAUGAAUCUUUUCUACUUAACCCUGAUAGGACAUGGGCUGUCACUGACCUCCCUUUUUAUCUCCCUUGGAAUAUUCUUCCAUUUCAAGAGUUUAAGUUGCCAAAGGAUCACCCUUCACAAAAACCUCUUCUUUUCUUUUGUUCUGAACUCUGUGAUCACCAUCAUUUUGUUGACAGCAGUGGCAAACAACCAGGAGCUGGUGCAAAGGAAUCCAACGAGCUGUAAAGUGUCCCAGUUCAUCCAUCUGUACCUGUUUGGCUGCAAUUACUUCUGGAUGCUGUGUGAGGGAAUAUACCUGCACACUCUCAUCGUGGUGGCUGUGUUUGCUGAGAAGCAGCACCUCAUGUGGUACUAUCUUCUAGGCUGGGGCUUUCCUCUCAUUCCGGCCUCCAUACAUGCCGUUGCUCGAAGUUACUACUACAAUGACAACUGUUGGAUUAGCUCCAAAACAUCGCUACUCUACAUCAUCCAUGGUCCCAUCUGUGCAGCUCUUUUGGUCAAUUUGUUCUUUCUGCUGAACAUUGUGCGAGUGCUCAUCACCAAACUGAAAGUGACCCAUCAAGCGGAGUCCAGUCUCUAUAUGAAAGCAGUGAGAGCCACCCUUAUCCUGGUGCCUCUUCUGGGAAUUCAGUAUGUCCUGCUUCCCUACAAGCCAGAGGGACGGGUCUCUUCUGAAAUAUACGACUACAUCAUGCACAUACUAAUGCAUUACCAGGGUCUGCUGGUGGCCACCAUCUUCUGCUUUUUCAAUGGCGAAGUCCAAGCAGUUCUGAGGAGGCACUGGAACCAGUAUCAGAUCCAGUUUGGCAGCAGCGUAGGAAACCACUCAGAUGCCCUUCGCUCAGCCUCCUACACGGCUUCCUCCAUCACAGAGGUACAGGGCUGCUACAGCAUCGACAGCCACACAGAACACAUGAACGGCAAGGGUUGCCACGAUGCAGACGCCUCCAUCUUUAAAUCAGACAGCCCCUUUGCCUGACAGCAGCACUCUUCUCAAACUCUAUCCAUCCCAUCCCACCCAUAAAAACUGCAGCAUGUUUGGAACUCCAUGGCAACCAGGGGAACUUGUUUCUUCCUAAAGAUACAAUGUCGGAAGAAAUAAGAGAAGAAAAGGUCUGAAUAUCCACCGGAAAAGAAAUAGUCACCUCUCUGUCACACUGACUCAGACCCUUUAACAGUACUGUAAGGUGAGCUCAGUACAGCUAUCCCUGCUCUGUCUUUUAUCUACAGUUUGCAACUGAACUGCUUCACUUGGACUAAGAUGCAUUCUGAUAAUCACAAUAUUGUUGCAGUCUUUCUGCCUGACAAAAUUGUUGUUAAAUGGAUGAAUAUUAACUGCUUGACUUUCCUCUUGGGGUCAUGUUGUGCACAAUAAGCCUUUGGUUACACUGUAAGCUCUUUUGAAAUGGUUAGUGCCAAACCAAGAAAUCCUGCCUGCUUCCUUUAUUUUUUAUUUUCAGUAGAGAAUCAGAACUAAGACAGGACAUCUAACAGGUGCACAAUAAUAUAUUAAUGCUAUGUUAUAUCUUUCACAUGUUAAACUUAAUUUAUCUUAACAUAUUCUUGUUUAUUAAAUGAAAAUAGAAUAAAUACCACACAGUAUUUAUUUACGUUGACAGUACAUAAAGUUGUGCUACAUUUUCUUUAAAUUUGUCUAUUAAAUACCAGUAUGACUUGUUGCCAGCUUCACGUAAACUUUAAACAAAUUGCUCGUUUGUUUCAGUGUUUGUUUCUAUUUGUGCAGUUAAUGCAGAUGAUGGCAUGAAUCAUACCAUUAGCUUUGCACACUUCAUUUUUAGAGAUUUCAUCAUGCUAAUGUUUGAGCGUGUUUACUGUAAGUGAUCCUUACUGACAUGUGUAUCCUUUAAACCACUUGUAAUGUGACUUGUGAACACAUCAUGAAAUCACACAUACUCCAAUGUCUGCUCAUUAUACUUGAAUGUAACAGUUGAGUUUAAAGACCUGGCUUUGUUCAACAUAAAUGCAUCACAUUCCCAUUCACUGCUGUUCUUAGCCUUGUUCUUCUCAAAAUACGAAAGAUAUAACUAAGAUGUAAGCAUGACUGGGCGUUUAGACCAAAAAAGCACUGUGUUAAAAAAAAUUCAGGGGACUGCGUGACUGAGGGCGUAUUGCUUCAGGUACUGGUGAGAAGAUGAAAUUUAACAUUUAGUACAUCCUUCUGUUUGUACAAGGUAUGAAUCAGUUCCUUCAUACACUUUUAGAGGUGGGGGACAAGUCUACAGGGAGAAAGAGGGAAUUUCGCACAAAGAAGCCUGUAACUUUGGAAGAUAACUUCAUUUGGCCAACACAGACAGCAGAGUCCUGAUAUUAGCUGAUCACACCUUCAAAAAAAACCCCUCAAAAUAUAAAAAAACUGGUGUAUUGAUAAGAGCCAAGUGCAAUGGACACAGACUUAGCAAAUAAAUCAUGAAGUAUAUGAAACGUGACUUAAACGUCCACUGGAGCUUCUACUCCACUGAUGACAGGAAAAACAGCAGCAGAUGAAAACAUCAGAUCUGGAGCGAUGAGGAGACUGUAACCUUCCUCACUUUAAUACAUGAAACAAAACAAAUCAUAGCUCAUUUUCACCUGACUGAAAAAAUAGUUCAACCAAUUGCUUAUCUCAGUGAACCAACUCCUUCUUCUUCACAUAGUAGGUAAACAGAACAGCCUUGUGGCAACAGUUGUCAGGUUUAGUGUCUUUGUCAGAUGACCCUAUGUGGUUUUUAUACCAGAGCCCUCUGCUUGGCCGACCCCUGCAACAAUGCAGUGACCUCAUUCAUAUGAAUGAGAGAGCUAUGUUUUUUUUUCACAUAGUGCUAAUAUCAGUCUGAACACAGGCUUAUACAUGUGAUGUGAUUACCAUGUCUCACGAGAUGCAAAAAAAAAAAAAAAUAAUUCUACAGAAAACAUUCUUCGUAAAGCAUUUAGCUGAAGCAGGUUGUAUCCACACAUUGCACUUUUUCACAGUUAUGUUGCCAUUUCAUCCAUUCAAAUCCCAAAGUCUUUAUUGUUUCUUGUUUUUGUUUCUUUUUUCAUUUUAGAUUAUCUUUAACACAUUGUCCACAGUGCUGGGGACACGAGUCACUAUCAGCUGAUGUAAAUAAUUUCGUAAAUCUAGCAUUUCUGAAAAGAGGUGAGUGUGAGUGUAUGUAUGUGCGUGUGUGCAUGAUUUGAAUAUACAGUAUUUAUUAGUACACCAUAUUAUUCAAAAGCAUUCAACCAUGAAGCGACCGUCUUAUGUGACAGUGUGUGGGAUGUUGAUUGAGAAGCUGUUUGCUCUACUUCUGUUUUUUUAAAAAGGGAGGGGUGGGAAAUGGGCUGUGGUGCUGAGAGCUUUCAACAGGCUACUGCAUUUGUCCUUUUCAUUUGUCAUCAGCUUUGGUAUAUAUAUAUAUAUAUAUAUAUAUAUAUGCCCUGUCAGCUUUCUAUUUUUGCCUGUAUUUGAAAGUGAAGAAGGAAAAGUACCACUACCUUCUGUGUAAGUUAUUCAUGCCAUAUUAUCACAAAUCAGACAUAAAUAUGUUUCAUGAAACAAACCGUGUGAGUCUGAUAAGUGAAGACUUACGUUCAGCCUUCCAAAGGACAUGUUCCUUUUGCUGUUUCAGUGGAAAGUAUUGAAAACAAAUCUGUACAUCCUGUUGCACAAUUUCCAUGUUUAUUUUUUUUCUUUCUUUUUGUAUGUUUGAGGUGGAUAAUCUGUUGAUGCAUUUUUUUUUAAAUUCAGAUACACUGUCCAAAUUUUCAAACAAAGAGCCAGUAAUACUUAUCUUGGGUAGAUGAGUCACCCCUCACAUAGCUGGCUAUUCAUUUUUUUAAUGAUAACUUUUGAAUGUCUCUAUCUUCUCAGCAGCCUUUAGAAUAAACAGUGAGAGCUUAAAUCGCUUGAUUCUACAUACAGGACAAGGAACAUAUUUCUAAGAAACAUAUAUAUUACUUUUCAACAGUGCAAAAGUAUUCUUGGCUGGAGUUUGAGGUAAAGGGUGAAUUUCAGACAGAAAUAUAAUCACAGUAGUCUAAGAAAGAGGUAUCAAGAAGUAUCAUAAAUACAGUUUGUUCUUUAAAAAAAAAAAAUUCAAAUCUGCAGUUUCUCAUUUUAAUCAUUAACUGUACAGCCCACAUUUAUGGCUGUCAGUACUUCUCUGCAGCAAGUGAUUAAUGUGCAGUGACAACAUUAUGAAGUCUACAUAAAUCAUGUCAUCAACUAUGUAGUGAUCCAACAUCAUAAUUUAUGAAACUACACUAAUCUCACCACAAUGCGUAGAAAAGCCAAAGACUUUUGGCAAAUGUAGUAUCUCAUGUGUACCAUUUCACUUGUGAAUUUAUGUGUGAAUUACAAAGGGUUUGUGAAGAUUCCUUUGACACUUUGGUGUGAUGUUAUUAAGUAUGACAAAAAUGACAAAAGCAUUGAGGACAAUGUCUGUAGUUUUUGUCUAUACUGUACUGUAUUUAUCUUUGCUAGUCUUGACUCUGAACUACUGUUUGAAUGUUACUGGCGGUGUUUAAUUCUCUGGAUGUGAAAACGUAUGUGUGAAAACACACACACACACACACACACACACACAUAUAUAUAUAUAUACACACAUACAUAUACAUACAUAUACAUACAUAUAUACAUACAUAUACACACACAUACACAAUUUCUGUUUUUGUUAUUUGACAAUGUCGCUAUCGUGUGUGUAUCUGCAUACUAAUACAGUAUAGCACAGCACUAAUACAUUUUUUUUGUUGUUGUUUUUGACACAAGCAGAUCUGUUUAACAGAUGUUACCAUACAAAUCAUUAAUCCUUUCCUGCUUGUCUGAUCUUCUGUAUACAAUAUGAGUUUAGUGUCAAAAUCGAGUCUGCAAAAUCUUUACAAAACACAAUGUAACUGAUUUGUGGAAAGGACGUGACACCUCUGUGGCUCUGUGGUACUCUGUUGUAAUGAGAAACAUCUGCUACGUUGGCAAAGAGACCCUCACAGUAACUGUCAAACGGAACAGCCAGCUUUCUUUUUAUGUUGUUCAGCUCCCCAGUCCCCUUUUAUUAUGAGUAGCCAAUUGCAUUAAGUUUUCACUAAAGCUCAUCUAUUGUCCUGUCUGACAAAUCCAUUUCACUUUGACCUUUAAAGGAAAUAAAAAAAAAUGAUACAUCA
Toxotes jaculatrix (banded archerfish) is the source of this 5781-nucleotide messenger RNA. Its product is annotated as calcitonin gene-related peptide type 1 receptor. The transcript has 13 exons. Gene Ontology annotation, biological process: adenylate cyclase-activating G protein-coupled receptor signaling pathway; angiogenesis; cell surface receptor signaling pathway. The record is from RefSeq and is a predicted model, not a curated record. NCBI's taxonomy places the organism in Eukaryota, Metazoa, Chordata, Actinopteri, Toxotidae. Gene Ontology annotation, cellular component: plasma membrane. Gene Ontology annotation, molecular function: calcitonin gene-related peptide receptor activity; adrenomedullin receptor activity; calcitonin receptor activity. Bases 188 to 1624 code for a protein of 478 amino acids.